UCUGCAACUCCUUUUAACUGCCAUGAAACCACCAUCUUCCACCACAAACCUCUUCCCAUCACCUUUGAUUCUUCAUUGACGACGGCGGCAGAACAACACGGCAGCCCGGAAAACGACGGUGGAGGAGGGAGGAGGAGGAGGAAGAAGAAGAGGGGUUUUAGAAACGAAGAAGAUGUAGAGAGUCAGAGAAUGAAUCACAUUGCUGUCGAGAGGAACCGCCGGAAACAGAUGAACCACCAUCUCGCUGCCCUGCGUUCUCUCUUGCCGGAAUCUUACCUCAAAAGGGGUGAUCAAGCAUCGAUAAUUGGUGGUGCUAUAGAGUUUGUGAAGGAGCUCGAACACCUCUUGCAAUCUCUCGAAGCUCAAAAGUUCCUCUCGAUUCGACAACAAGAUCCAACCAUUCAUGACGAAAAUAGUAAUAAUCCGACCCAAGAGUGUGAAAUACCACAACUACCCCUCCAUUUUCAGAAAUUUUUCACUUGCCCACAAUACACUUGGUCUAGCAUCCCCAACACGAAUGCUUCAAAGAGCAAUGCCACAAUGGCGGAUAUCGAGGUCAAUUUAGUCCAAACACAUGCCAAUCUUCGGAUCCUGUCACGAAAACGGCUAAAACAACUGUCGAAGAUGGUUGUUUUCUUGCAAACAUGUUACCUUUCGAUACUCCACCUCAACGUCACCACUUUCGACCCGUUUGUGCUCUACUCCAUUACUCUUAAGGUGGAAGAAGGGUGCUGUUUGAAUUCAGCAGAUGAGAUUGCAGGUGCAGUCCACCAGAUCCUUGGACUUAUUGAACAAGAAGCUACCCUAUGUAUUGAUUCCAGAGAUUAA
Cynara cardunculus var. scolymus (artichoke) is the source of this 828-nucleotide messenger RNA. Its product is annotated as transcription factor bHLH71-like. Gene Ontology annotation, biological process: regulation of transcription by RNA polymerase II. Lineage: Eukaryota; Viridiplantae; Streptophyta; Magnoliopsida; Asterales; Asteraceae. The coding region runs from base 190 to 828 and encodes 212 amino acids. The record is from RefSeq and is a predicted model, not a curated record. Gene Ontology annotation, molecular function: RNA polymerase II cis-regulatory region sequence-specific DNA binding; protein dimerization activity; DNA-binding transcription factor activity, RNA polymerase II-specific. The transcript is spliced from 3 exons.